Pelmatolapia mariae (spotted tilapia) is the source of this 5310-nucleotide messenger RNA. Its product is annotated as xin actin-binding repeat-containing protein 1. The transcript is spliced from 10 exons. Lineage: Eukaryota; Metazoa; Chordata; Actinopteri; Cichliformes; Cichlidae. Gene Ontology annotation, cellular component: stress fiber; focal adhesion. Gene Ontology annotation, molecular function: actin filament binding. Gene Ontology annotation, biological process: actin filament organization; actin cytoskeleton organization. The coding region runs from base 1 to 5310 and encodes 1769 amino acids. The record is from RefSeq and is a predicted model, not a curated record.
AUGGAAUGGAAGAGCAAUAUUAGGCGUACCCAAUCGCUGAAGAGCCUCAGCUCGUCAUGUGACAAGCCAGUCUGGACGGAUGCGGGGCUGCGGGACAAGACGACGUCAGUGUCCCAAUUAGUGGCCAGAUAUCAAACUGCUGUGAAAGGGAACAAAUCCAUUCGAGGACCCUCAGUAGAUAAUGAUGACAGAAAGCCAAACCAGGUGCUAAAGGAGAUGACGCCAUCUCGACCGGAAAGUAAAGAGACUCAUCUGGAGUCUCUGAUGAGGAAAAACAGUGAGAAGGAAAAGUCUCGAGCCAAAACCAAUUUGACCCGCAGCAAAUCAAUGAGCAGCCUUAAAAGCAGCACAGGGUCCAUAGAGGCCUUGAGAGCUCUGUUUGAGUCAAAGGCCUCUCUUAAAAACAACGCAAAGACCAGCCUUAGAGCUGCAGACUUCACAUCAAGUUACACGACAGACGUGUCAAAGAUGAACGGAGAGGUUGAGGAUGUACAGAUCGCUGCGGAGGAACAGGAAACGGAAACAUGCACUGAUAAAACUGAUGUGAAGGAUGAUCGUGUGACUCGAAAGGUAUUAAAUCAGACUUGGCCAGAGAGGAGAAGAACAAUAGGGGGUAUUGAUUUUGAAAAAAUUGCAGCAUCUCAAGCUGAUGAAAAGAGGAGGUCAGCUGCAGACUUCAGAGACAGCUCUUUCGUCCAAACCAAGGAGAAACUUUCUGUCUCGGUGAAAGCAAUAUCAGCUCUCUAUCUGUCCAAAGCGGGAACCAAGGAAUCAGCAAACAGUCCUGUAAAAUUGGAACGAGAAGCGUCACGUGAAUCUGGGAAAAGAGUAAACCAAAUCAAGGUAAAGUGCAAUGUCACUGUGGUGUUGCAUGAUGUUAUGUCAGAAGACUCAAGUGUCCAAGAAAAGAAAGAGGACUUACCAUUACCUCCUUCAGCAAGACAUCAGCCAGAAUUAGAAGAAAGCUGUAGGAAAAAUUCUCCUCAACCUAUUUCGCCCCAGCUUUCCAAAGAAAUGUUAUACCAACAGAGGCAGAAAUGUGAACUGAGGCGUCUCCUGAAGCACACCCAUCCAGAGCUGAAGAUGCUGGAUGAUGUUGUGGAUGAAGAGCUUGCUGAAGUUUUGAGCUCAGAGAGGAUGACAGCUGACGUAACCGGAUACGAGGGAGAGGUCCUUUCGAAACGCUUGAUAUUUGAGAAGUGUGGCUCGAGUAACAAAUUGUCUCACUACACCCCCAAGAUGCACAUGGCAGGGGGAAGUGAGAAACAAUGUGAUUUUAGUAAAACGCUAGCUGUUCUGGAGGAAACAAAAGAAACGCCUCAUGCAGAAAGUGCUAAAGAGGUUAUGGAAGCUGAAAAAUCUCUUGGUAUUAGUCCAGACACUGACAGAGAGUGUGAGGAAGAGAUGGUCAGAAUAGACGUUCAGGCUACCAGAAGAAUAUUUGAGAGUCAGUCUGUUUCUAUUAAUGGGGAUGAGACAAAGGAAGUCCAAAAACAAAAAAAGCAAUUUGAAAUGGCUUGCAGUGAGAGUAUACAAAGAAAAAAUGAAAGCACAAGCAAUGAUUUAGCAAUAGAGCCCCGUGAACAACCAUGUCCUCAUGUCAGUCAAAGAACUAAACACAACUUCUCAUGUAACGAUGAGUUUUCCACUGAGGAAGCACUCUUUGAAGAGGAGUCUAUAAGCUUAUCCGAUUUGGAAAAGAAUGAUGAAAUUAUUAAAACAAGGGCAGCUCUUUUUCAAAACAACCCCUUUAUCUCCACCAACAUACAGAGAGAGCCCUCCGUUGUGCAUACAUCAAAAACUCAAAUCAUAAGCGAUAGUGGCGCAAGUGAGGACAACACCACCACCAAUGUUAAAAACAGAACCCAUCUUUUUGAAUCAAUGCCAUUUGACAAAAUUAGACGUCAGAACGAGGAUGAAAUUGAGACAAUGGUGGAGAACAUCAAGGAAACGCUGAAUUUCCUGUACCAGAUUAGAGUCAUCCAAUCGGUUGGCUCUAUCAUUGAGGUUAAUGAGACCAUGAUUGCUAAAAAAGCUAAGUUUACACUAUCAGAGAGUGGGCCUGAGAUAAAACAUGACGAGGUGGCUGAAGGCGGUGCGCAAAACUUCAUACUCCAGCUGCUACCACGGGUAAACCUAAAACCUCAGGUCACUUACCUAAAGGAGGACAUCAAAGGGGGUAUCGAGACCACAGCGGUGACGGCGCCUGUUCAGCAGCAUCAGUUCAAUGCGAACAAGGACACAGAGUUCAGAACUGCCAGUGUGGUUCAGCUUGUUGAGGAUAUUCUCAAUCAAGAUAACUCUCUGAGAAAAGGAGUGGUAAUCCAAGAGGAUGACAACAACUGUGCCAAAGUCAUUGUUUACUCCCUCUACAAAUACCAUAAUGAGAAGGAUGUGAAGAGCUUUGUCCCUCCAAAAUGUGCUGAAUGUGAUCAAUCAGAGCUGGAAAAGGGUGACAUGAGUAAAACAGGCCAUAAAGAAAUAACAAAAGUUGCUAAUAAGUCAGUCAAAGGGAAAGUAAAGGGGAGUGUAAAACUAUUCAAAAGCUGCAUUGAAAAGGGAGAUUUUGAGUAUUUAAAAAGUCUUCAGGCUGAGGAAGCAGUUCAAGAUCUCCCUGAAAACCACACUAUGGCUGGACAGGAAGUUCUUCAUGAAAAGGAAAGUGAUCAAGUGGAGGAAACUGCUGAGUGGGUACCCGUGGAUGAAAAUAAUGCAAGCAGUGAAUGUACUGAUGAAGCACAAGAGCAAGCAUGUUAUCCCAAAGUUGCGCCGCAGGAGUCCUAUCAAAAUUUUGAGAAACAAGAUCACGAACUUGGUGCCCACGAAGCUCAGUUAGUCGAGGUGGUAGAUGGGAAUGAAGAGAUCUCUAACCUCCAAACUGCACUGUAUCAGUCAUCACAAGAAAAACAAAAAGCUAUUAUUCAGGAAUCAUCCGAGGAACCCAUUCCCUCGGUUACAGCAGAUACUGUGAAACGCUCAAGAGUAGAAUUUUCUCAAGAAAACUUCACCUCAGCACAGAAAACAGAUUACCAGCACGAAAAUAUUGAGAGGAUCCACAAAGAUGCUACUCCUGAGGAAACAUACGCUCCUGAAUCAUGCAGCAACAAAGGUCAGGAAGGUGCAGGGGGGGCGCAGAAACAACCUUUAGAAACUCCUAUGGUCACUACACAAAGUUUGGAAACAAGUCCUGCACAACAGGAGGAUGAGGAAGUUGUUUUUCAUGGUAAAAUUAAAGCAGCUUUGGAAUCCUUAGAAAGAUCUAACGUUAAUGUCACAAGAGGAGAUUUUAAAGCAGCUAUGAUAUACAGAAACUCUUCAAAGCCUCACAGAGAAAAAGCCCAUCACGUGGAUGUGGUGUCUAUUCAAACGACCAGUGCUGACGAGCUUUUCACUGUGACUGAAACUGAAGCAAGUCAAAUAUCAGUGAAACAAGAGGCAACUGGAGCAAAUCCAGAGCCUCCACACCAAAACAAAACCCAGAGUAACCCAGCAACAAGACGUGUUUUAGAGAAAAGCAAAAAGCCUAUUGGUCCAAAACCAGCCAUUCCACCUAAACCAGAACAUCUGAAGGAGAAACAAAGCAAUAAUGAGUCAACCCAAAAUAAUUCUGAGCAAGACCUGACUAAAUUUAAAAGUGGCACAUGCAUAAUAUCUGAUUCAGUUCAAGGUCAUCAAAGAAAUCAGCCUUUGGGUGAGACUAUGUGGAUAUCUCAGGAAACUAAAGUCAGACAUCAAAUCCAAGGUGGUAAGAAAGAAACUGAUAACAUAGAUAAGAAUAUUAUUGUUGGACAACAGCAGAUGAAUAUCAAGGCGGAGGAGAAAAGAACCCAGGAUUUAGCAGCCAAAAGUGAUACGAGUGAAACAGAUGAAAGUCACAUAGAUUUCCAUGAUGCAUUUGAGAAAUUUGGAGGUAAAAAGACAAAGACUGCCCCUGUAAAGCCCAAAAGACUGAAAAUCCCCCAACCAGACAUCAAAAAUCUAAAACCACUGGCUGGAAAUAAAGAAAUGUCUGUUCUUGCACAUGUGGAUCCAGAUGUGGUAGAAAUUACAAGCAAUCAAUCAUGUGACACCUGUGGAGAAACCACUGACAGUCAAGACAAGCAUGAGAAAGAAAUCAAGAAGCAAGAAAGCAAAGUCGAGAUGAGGGAAAAGAAAGGGCGAACUGAGACUGACGACGAGCGCCGACAGCGUCUGUCAGUUCACAUGGAUGAGAUCGUGAGAGGGAACAUACCAGCAGCAAUGGAAAUAUUUGACAACUUACGAAAACAGCGGGAACUGCAGAGCUUUCUGAGCAGAGUUGAAGAAAUUGAAAAAGACACAAGUGAGGUUGAUGUAAGGUCUCUGAGGAGAGUAUUUGAGAACGUCCCCGAUUGGGUUGUCAGCUCUGACAAAAAGAAACAAAACAAGGUCAGAGCUGACAACAAAGACGAAAGGUUGCCAGUAUCAAGAGAAAGCGCUGAAAACAAGUCAUCGAUGGCACACGUUUUUGGAGAUCUUGAGCGAGCGAGUGUGGAAAUCACGACUCUUAAAGAGGAGACUUUAGCCAGAAUCCUCGAUGUAGAGGAAGCCAUAAAGAAGGCACUUUAUUCCGUCUCUACACUGAAAUCUGACUCAGAUAUUGCUGGUUUAUCACGUCUGUUCAAAGAAUCUUUUGGGGGUGUACAAGGAUCCCCAUCCUCUGGUGGUGUUAAUAAAAUUAGCAUUGGGUCAAGCAGAACAAAGUCACUGAAAAGUGCUACCAUGCAGGGAAACACAAUUAAUUCAGCUAGGCAAGAUGCGAGCACUGAUGAAGCCUCUGGAAAACCUCAGUCGAGUCCUCCAUCUUCACCUGCGUUUAUCACUAUCCAAUCAGCAGCUAGAAAGACAGAUAAAACCGACCUGGCACCACCAGAAGCUUUGAUCUGCCCGACAUGCCAGCAGAGCCAAAAGCUGGAGGAGACUUUUCGGACGUCAAAGACGCUGAUAUGCAACAGCCCUGCUCAAAACAGAAAUGACCCACGAAAAGAAGGUCAGAGACAAUCCACCUCCACCCCACUUAGUCCUCGACAGGUCAGCGUGCUCGAGGUUCACACAGACUGUGACGGGAACAGUAUCACAGGAACAAAAACAGUCACCGACAAACAUGAGAAGAUCGAAGGAUCCGGAACAAAGUUUUACUCUUCCAAGAGCUCCACUGUGGUCAACACUCAGCCAGAAACAGUGACAUCAUCUGCAAGGCAUGUCGUAAUCAGUCCAUCUACAAUUCAGGUCACCACAGACCCAGAAGUGAAGCUGCCAAUCAAUCAGACUGAUAAAUUGGUGCCCGAAUAG